AUGAAGUCGGCUACCAUCCUGUCCGUGCUCAUGGGCAUGACCACCCUCGUUUCUGCACUACCUGUUGAAGGCACCAAUGGCCUCGGCCUUGUCGAACCUAUUGGGCUCGCAAAGCGACUUCCACAAAAGAAGAUCGAUGCUGUCGACGUCGAGAAGCGCCAAAAGAAGAUAGACGCUGUCGACGUCGAGAAGCGCCAGAAGAAGAUUGACGCCAUUGAUGUCGAGAAGCGACAGAAGAAGAUCGACGCUGUUGAUGUCGAGAAGCGAUCUCCUCAGAAAAAGAUUGACGCCGUUGACAUCGAGAAGCGUCAGAAGAAGAUUGAUGCGGUGGAUGUGGAGAAGCGCCAGAAGAAGAUCGAUGCUGUUGACGUCGAGAAGCGAUCUCCUCAAAAAAAGAUUGACGCCGUUGACGUCGAGAAGCGACAGAAGAAGAUUGAUGCGGUGGAUGUGGAGAAGCGCCAAAAGAAGAUUGACGCCGUUGACGUUGAGAAGCGUCAGAAGAAGAUCGACGCUGUUGAUGUCGAGAAGCGAUCUCCACAGAAGAAGAUUGACGCUGUCGAUGUUGAGUAG
This is a messenger RNA of Alternaria atra, 570 nucleotides long. RefSeq lists its product as uncharacterized. The coding region runs from base 1 to 570 and encodes 189 amino acids. The record is from RefSeq and is a predicted model, not a curated record. The transcript has 2 exons. NCBI's taxonomy places the organism in Eukaryota, Fungi, Ascomycota, Dothideomycetes, Pleosporales, Pleosporaceae.